AUGCCAAAUUUGCUUGAGGAUAAUUUUGAUCCUACUUUCCAAUCUACCUCUAAAAAGCUAGUACUCCCACCGAAUCGAAAAAACCAUGCAGAAUAUGAUAACCUGAAUGAAGAACCACGUGUGAAUGAUUUCUCAAGUGAUGAAUUGAUGAAACUUCUCUCAUUUAUGGAGGGAGAAGUCCAAGCUAGAGAAGAUGUAAUUGAUCAUUUGAAGAAGGAAAGAACGAAAAUUUUACUCUCGGAAGCGAAAUAUGGAAAGUUGAACAUGAAUGAUCCGUUUGCUGCAUUAAGAAGAGAUUCUGCAAUUACUGAUGAACAAAUUGAUGAGGAGAAAAUAGUUCAGAUGUACGAAUCACAGGUGGAUCAGCUGGACAAAAUGAUGUCGGUUCAAAAGAAAUCGCAGAGAAAUGCAGCUGUGCUUCUCGUCGCCCUCGAAAAGAAACAAUACAAAUUGGUGAAAAAGCUGGAAUCUGAUAGAGAAGCCAAGAUACGUUAUGCAAAACAAGGAGAUGACCUGGUUGCUCACUUGGAAAAAGAAAGAAAUCAACUUCAACAACAAAUUGAAUUUCACAUUGAAGAGAAACGAAAAGCAGAAAUUGCAAAGGAUAAAAUGGAAAUGACACUUGGAAAUGAGAAGAAACGACACGAAUCAAUCGUUUUGUAUUUGAUACAAGAAAGAAAACAGAUGUUAUUAAAGAUGCAUGAAUUGAGAGUCAAAGCUGAGCAGUUGAUGCUUCAGAAUCAAUCGGAUCCUAAUAAACCUGGUCCUUCUAACGCAUUGAACGAGCGAGAACUAAUCGAGGAACUGAAAAAGGAGGUCACUUUUUUGAGAUCUGAAAGAGAGUCCUUAACGAAAACUCAAAAAAUGAUGAAGAAUGAGAACAUGAGUCUCCGUGAAACUGUGAGAGGACAAGAAGUGGAUCUUCAGAUGCUUAGAAGAAAUCUCACGUUGACUGGAGCUAAAAUGUCAAUUGAUAAACCUGGGCAUCAACUUCCCCAACUAACCCCAGACGUCGGAUCCUUGGUAAUGGCUAAUCGUGGAGCUAAAUCAGUGACAACUCCACGUCCACCAACAGCUCCUCCAGCUGCCCGAAUUCCGAAUUCGAGUACAUUUCCAACUGAGAAAAGUCGUCUUCCGAGAGCUCCACCACCAAUUUCUACUGCUCCGGCUCCACGCAUGUCAAUUGGAAACCUGUCUUCUUCCAGUUCGAAUCCACCCCGUACAAUGAGUUCUCCAGUGAAAAAGACACCAGUAAUGGGCGUUUCCUCCACAUCAGUUCGUCGACCACAAUCUGCAACAACCACAACAACUUCAGUUAUAACAAAUACGUCAGCUGUGAUGCCAUUAUCUCCAGAGCUAGAAAAAUUAGAAGCAGCGAUUCAAUCGAUGAAUGUUGUAUCAUCAAGUCCACCUGCAUAUUCAACUGCAAUGGCUAAAAGAAGUUCAAGUCUUCCCAGAGAACCCAACAACAAUCCUCCGAUUUCAUCUGCUCCAAUACGAAGAAGUACGAUGAAUGGAGGAAUGCAUUCAUCGACAACUGGAGUUGUUACAACUAGAAUUGGCAUGUUUUUGCAUACUGGUCCAUCCACAACUGUUGCGAGCGAACGGAAAAUGUCUGGAACAGUGAAACGGAAUGGAAUUCUUGCUAAAGCGUUUGGAUCCUCCAAAUAA
Caenorhabditis remanei is the source of this 1671-nucleotide messenger RNA. RefSeq lists its product as uncharacterized. Lineage: Eukaryota; Metazoa; Nematoda; Chromadorea; Rhabditida; Rhabditidae. The transcript has 9 exons. The record is from RefSeq and is a predicted model, not a curated record. Bases 1 to 1671 code for a protein of 556 amino acids.